Messenger RNA from Rodentolepis nana, 693 nucleotides. The record is from the annotation of a GenBank genome assembly. NCBI's taxonomy places the organism in Eukaryota, Metazoa, Platyhelminthes, Cestoda, Cyclophyllidea, Hymenolepididae.
AUGUCAAAUGACGAGACACAAAUCCAAAAUCAUAGGAGAGACGCUCUAAAGGCCUCUGCUAUACAUGACAUUGUUGAGAACAUCGAUAGCUUCAAUAUAGAGGCAAAGACGGAGAAUUUGCUAGCACUUAUGAAGCGGAGGGAUGUUGUUCCUUUUCUGGAGGCAGUUGUUAAACUUCGAGUUCCUAAAGAUGAUUUGAAUUCGGAGUUGCUUGCUAAUUUGGUAAAGCGCAUCAAUCGCCACUUUCCUGGAACUAGAGAAUGGGCGGUCCUAGAAGGAAUGGAAAUAGUGAAGGAUAUUUUAAUCAAGUUACCAAAAAUUGGAUUUGAUUCAGGCAAGGCAAUGGAUCUGAGAAAUCUUGGACGUUUUCUGGGACUUUUGAUACGCCACGAUAUUGACUUUGACAUUGUGAAUCAGCUGCGUGAAGCAAUGCGAAGCAGCACCGAUGAUUUGCGCUAUGUCGUUCCGUUUGUAUGCCAGUUUCUGUCGGGUGGUGCUUCAAUUCCUAUGAAAUUUAAAAUUUUGAAAUUGUUGAAGCUGAUUCAUGACAAGGACAGUAAGAUAAAAGAGGUUAAAAGCGAGAUUGAACUCUUGUUUGAAACCCUCGAAAUCGAUAUGCACACUUUUCCAAGUGCAAAGCACGUGGGUGCAAGUGGUGUUCAAGGACAAAAUCCCACCAACCACAGUGAUUAA